This is a messenger RNA of Kuraishia capsulata CBS 1993, 585 nucleotides long. RefSeq lists its product as uncharacterized. NCBI's taxonomy places the organism in Eukaryota, Fungi, Ascomycota, Pichiomycetes, Pichiales, Pichiaceae. The record is from RefSeq and is a predicted model, not a curated record. The coding region runs from base 1 to 585 and encodes 194 amino acids. The transcript has a single exon.
AUGAGUGAAGCAGGUUUGCCCGGGGAGAGCACACAACUUGACGAUGGUCAUCCUGUUUGGGAAGCAGUUUCGGAUUUGGCGCGUUUGGGUUUUGGCUUCGAGGAAAUAUUGUUGCAGUCUGGCGUCAACCGGGAGUGUCUAGUGAUGGCGUUUGAGAAACUGAAGUUACAUAUUGCCCCGAGAACACUCAAACGUGCAAGGGAACCCUCACCUAUUCCUUCGCCUGUUCCUUCUCCGGUUUCUUUACGUGCGUCUUCAUUGGAUCCGGUGCGACCUGUUCAGACCAACUUGAAAAGAGGACCGGCCAAGUUUGCGGACAUUAGCUGGAUGAACGCCCUCAUCAUAGAAUUGUCCUCUGAUGACGAGCUAGAAGACGAACCUGAGUACAAGUUCACAUCAGAGUUAGAGGCGAAAGAAUCGCAAAUACGGAUGAUGAAACAGAAAAUUGCAGAGCUUGAAUCGUCCUUGAGAGGCACAAACUCACCAGGCGACGACAUAGAAGAGGUAAGCCAUAUAGCUGAAGCCGCUGCACUGCAAGCUGUGCAACUUUCUCUCACUGAAACCGUACUGAGACGCGACAUUUGA